Messenger RNA from Plectropomus leopardus (leopard coralgrouper), 2909 nucleotides. The record is from RefSeq and is a predicted model, not a curated record. NCBI's taxonomy places the organism in Eukaryota, Metazoa, Chordata, Actinopteri, Perciformes, Serranidae.
UAGCUGCAUAAAACGGAGUAACGUUACCAACCUAACGUCAAAUCUCAAAAUUUGAGAAGAAACUCUCGGUCAUGUUUCUAAAUUUAAACAUAAGUAUCAGAGAUGCCUGACAGAUAAAUAAUACUAAGGUCGUUUGCUGUCCACUACAGGCGCUCUAUCGCGAGUUUUCCACAUCUUUCAUCGCAAGCUAAGCUAAAGCUAAAGCUAGCGGUGCGUUAGCUGCGGGUCGCGGGCAGUAGACGUAAUUUUAAUAAACCGUCGCCUGAUCCGCGUUUUGUUUCAGCGUGAAUUUAGAUAACAAACAAGGCAGUCAUGGCCACUAGGCGUCUGACCGAUGCCUUCUUGUUAAUGCGGAACAAUGCAAUCCAAAACCGGCAGAUAUUGGCUGAGCAAGUGAGUACAUACGACCCCCGUCUGAGUACACGUAGCAAUGCUGCGGAGCUUGAUGAGUUGGCUGAUGAUCGAAUGGCCUUGGUGUCAGGAAUUAGUCUGGAUCCUGAAGCGGCCAUCGGAGUCACCAAGAAACUGCCCCCCAAAUGGAUAGAAGGGGUUGAUGAGAUUCAGUAUGAAAUCACACGGGUUCGGCAGAAGAUGAAGGAUCUGGCCUUACUUCACGACAAGCACAUGAAUCGACCCACGCUUGAUGACAGUAGUGAAGAAGAGCACGCCAUAGAAAUCACUACCCAGGAGAUAACACAGAUGUUUCAUCGAUGCCAGCGAGCUGUGACGGGUCUGCAGUCUCGUUGUGGCCACUGCACCGAGCAGGAGGAGAGGCUAUUGCGAAACGUGGUCUCGUCCCUGGCACAGAGCCUGCAGGAGCUUUCCACCAAUUUCCGACACACACAGUCUAGCUACCUGAAACGUAUGAAAAAUCGUGAGGAGAGAUCAAAGCACUUUUUUGACUCUGGACCUCUAAUGGAAGAGGAUGAAGAUUUAGCCGUAUAUGACAAGGGGUUCACAGAUGACCAGCUGAUGCUGGUGGAACAGAACACAGUUAUGGUGGAGGAACGAGAAAGGGAGAUCCGACAAAUAGUGCAGUCCAUCUCAGAUCUGAAUGAGAUUUUUCGGGACUUGGCUACAAUGGUUGUGGAACAGGGCACCGUUCUUGACAGAAUUGACUUUAAUGUGGAGCAGGCUUGUGUGAAAACAGAAGAUGGACUGAAACAGUUACAAAAGGCUGAACAGUACCAGAAGAAAAACAGAAAGAUGCUGGUCAUUUUGAUCCUCUUCGUCAUAGUUAUGGUUCUAAUUAUUAUUCUUUUUGGAACAAAGUUUUAAUUAUGCAUUCCUCCGGCUUUUGUUUUCUGUGUGGGUGUUUGUUGUGCAUCUGUGUGGACUUGGACUCGGUCUUGGUUCUCCUUAAAACAAAGCUGACUGCCUUUCAAACCACCAGGAAACGUCAAGAAGAAUUCCUCGUUCCUUUGCGGGUGCAUUUUGGGCUGUCUGGAGAUGUUCUGUGGUUGAUUUUAAUGAAAGAACAAUCAAGAACCUGUUUGAGCCAUGGCUAUUUUAUCAAAUGACUUGCACCUGAAUCACCAACACUCUGUGACGGAGGUUUGUUGAACCCGACUAUGUUGACAUACAGUAUGUGUCUUAACAAAAGAGAACACUUUGUGGUGUAUAAAAAUGGACUACCAAUGUUUAAAUACUGAAGCGGAGCGUUCUCUGCUUGAAUUCAAAGCACGAAUUGUGACAUUUGUUGUGUGGCGAUGCAUCAUUUCUGUCCAGUAUCGAACAAUUUGUUUCCGUGUGAAAGAUGUGACAAGAACGAAUGUUUGUGAAAGAGAAAUAUGCAGUAGAUCUCAUUUCACUGCAAAUUCAUUUCCAUUCCAACAUGACAUUUAUGACCCGGCUCAGUAUUUACCUUAAAAAAGACCUUUCAAAGAAAAUGUUUUGUAUUAGGACAGUACCAGAUAUGAUUAGAAUAGUCAUUCAAUACCAAAAUAUAGUUUUGGUUUUAGGACCACCUGUUUUUGUCCCUUCACUCACCAAUCCUUGUCACUCCACUGUUGGCCUGAGGAGGAUGUAGACAGCCAUGAGCUUCCUCAUAUUCAUCCUGUAAUUUUUAAAAUCAAACUUGCAUCACACCUGCUGCACUUUUCAUGAAGUGCUCAUUUUAAAACAGUUGUUUAUGUUUUAAUGGUCCUUGCUUAAAGUGCUACCUUUUUUAAACUCUUGCAGUUUGCACAUACUGAGGCCUGAGGGGAAAGGCCAGUUUCUUUUGUAGGAUGAUGAAUGCAUGACCUGCCCUAUCCUCUCUUAGGUGGCUCGUACUUGUUGCCUUUAGGUUGCGGUAUGAGUGAGAUGGGUUAGGGGUAGUUAGAGCAAGCCAGUCAGAGCCUGCGCAGGGCAGGUCGUGCCUUUGCCAUCCUAGGAGAAAAAACUUGCGAGGGGGAGGGUGGUUAUGUUAUGGAUGUAAUACUACUGUCAUCUGUAUGAUGAAAAAAUAUUUAUUUUUUAAUAACUUCAAAUAAUCAAGAGUUUCAGAGGUGUUCUGUCUCAGGCAGAAAUACAGUUUAUUGAGUAAAGUGUAUCUGUAGCCUAAACCCAACAGUUAUUGUCCACUCCACUGAGAAAACUGUGAUGUAGUCUAACACAAGCAGAUGUAUGAAGACAGCAUUAUGAUUUUUUUUCCUUUUCAGAUUGGACACAUUACAUUUCAGUUGGCUGUGUUGGAAUUUCUUUACCCGUUCUUGUAUUCUGUAAAGACUGAUAAGCUGAAUGGAUGAAGAGCUUUAUUUAACAUAUCUGUAAUCGGCUCUACACUUUAUACACCUGUCAAAUCAUCUUUGUCAUUGAUGUGAAGUUAUGUGUGAAAAAUGGUUGUGUCUUAGUGGUACUCUACUUAAGUUUUGUUUUGCAAACAAAACAGGUGAGGAGACAGCAACUUUUUGUAAAAAAAAUAAACC